AUGAGACAAGCAGCAGCAGGCGGCGAGGAUAGUUCCAGCAGCAGCGGCCGUGCCAGGCCGCCGCCGCCGCCGCCGCCGCCGCCGCCGCUAGGACAGCUCUCAUGGACGCUCAGGAACGACAACGGAACGAUCGCGGUGCCGGCCACGGUUCCUGGACACGUGCAUCUGGACCUGCUGGCAGCAGGGGUGCUCGACCAGGGAGACCCGUACUUCGGCACCAACGAGCUGGCGUACAGCUGGGUUGCGCUCACGGACUGGACGUACGUGCUCACGCUGCCCCGAGCGUGCUGGGUCGUUGAUCCGCCAAGGGACGGCGGCGGCGGCGGCGGCGGCGGCGGCGGCGGUGGUUGUGUGGACAGCGGCGGCGACGGCGGCGGUAGCGAAGAUGGUGACUGCGGUGGACGCGUAAGGCGUGCAUCGGCUCAUGAGGGAGGGGAGGCACCAGCAGCAGCGGUGGGCCUGCUAACGUUCGAAGGCAUCGACACGUUCGCCACCGUCAGCGUCAACGGAGAGGAGAUUGGGAGGUGGUCCAACCAAUUCAUGCCAGCAACGUUUGCCCUGAGCGGAGGCAUCCUAUCGGAGCUUCUCACAAAACAGGUUUCCACCAUCGAGGUGACUAUACGGUCGGCGCUUGUGGAAGCAAGGGAGCGUGCCGCGGCUAGCCGGAAGCCAGUGCCGGACUCUGUUUUCUUCGGAGACUGGGCCGAGCCGGCGCACCGGAACUUUGCUCGAAAGGCGGGGGCGGAUUUCGGGUGGGAUUGGGGGCCAGCCUUCGUGCCGGCGGGACUCCCGGGUUCCGUUUCGCUGACGGUUACAAGCACGGGCCGCCUGCUACCCGACGUGGCCGUGGCGCAAGACUGGGGGACACCUUCUACGGCUCACCAAGACAACACCUUUGGCGUUGUGGAGAUCACCGUGACGGCCUUCCUAGACGGGUUCGAAGAGCCCGGGCGGCGAGGGGGCAGCCCGGUCGGGGACAAGGGAGGAGGAGGAGGAGGAGGAGGAGGAGGAGGAGGAGGCGUGUUUGUCGACGGGGAGGGGGUUGAUGAUGAUGUCCCCGGCCCCGUGCCUGCGGCCUAUCCUCCAUCGUCAGACGAUCUCCGGAGAGCUGCAAGAAACCCUGGUGCUGGAAGCGGGAGUCUCGGUGCUGCUAUCGCCGCUGCCGUCGGCGACGGUGCUGACGGUGAUGCCGACGAAAAGUCCGGUGACGGUGUCGUCAAGAGGUCCGGCACCGGCGUAAAUCGUGCUAACAGUAGAGCCGGCGAGGUUGCCCCGCAGAGCAGCGUCCGCCGGUCCAUCGGCCUGCGAAAGGUCGAGCUGGUCCGGGUCCCGAUAGCGGCGGCGGCGGCGGCCGCGGGAGCGGCCGCAGGGAAUAGUGACGGGGGAGGGAAUGUGGCACAGUCAGCGGGAGCGGCAGCAGAGGCGGCGGCGGGAGCGGCGGGAGAGGGGUCAGGGGGCGGCCUGGGGCAAGGUGUGAUGCGGUCGGCGGAGGCGGCAGCAGCGGGAGUGGUGGCAGAGCAUGGUCGGGGAGGGGACGUGAUACGGUCAGCGGGGACGGCAGCGGGAACGGCGGCGGCAGCGGGAGCGACGUCAGAGGGGCCCGGGGGGGGUGGAGAGACAAUGUACUUCCGAGUGAACGGGGUCGACGUGUUCGCGCGGGGCUCCAACUUCGUGCCGCCCGAUGCUUGGGGACAAAGGGUCACGGAGGAGAAGCGGCGGUGGCUCCUGGAGAGCGCGGCGACUGCCAACAUGAACAUGAUCCGGGUUUGGGGAGGGGGUCCACCUCAGGACGACCCUUCGAGCUCUCGCCCGCUGCCGGAGCGCGCCAGAGCGGGGACGAUGGCGGAGAACGAGGCAAGAAGUAACGGUGCAUCUUUUUCGCCGGUUUCCGAGGGUCCGGCGGGAGGGGGGGAUGAUCGAAACCCGUCCCCUCUUCUUCGGGAAGAGGCGGUGGCGUCCCCGGUUUCCGAGAGUCUAGCGGCGGGGGGCGGGGAGGAUAGAAACCUGUCCCCUCUUCUUCUGGAAGAGACGACGGAAGAGGCUAAAAGUAAUGGUGCCGUUCCGUCGCCGGUUUCCGAGGGUCCGGCGGCAGCGGGGGCGGAGGAUGGAAACCUGUCCCCUGUUAUUCUGGAAGAGGCGGCCAAGGAGGCCAGGGCGUUCGUCAGAAGGCUCAGCGCUCACCCUUCGGUGGUGUGCUGGGGCGGGAACAACGAGGUGGAGCAAGCGCUGGGAUGGUUCAACGAGUCUUCAAGCGAGCCAGGGAGGCAGGCUUACGAGCGGGACUACGUCUCCCUUUUCGUUGAUACCAUCGGGAACGCGAGGUGGGGGGACCCCAACAAUCCGAAGUAUGGUGACGUUCACUUCUACGACUACGGCAUGGACUGCGAAGAUUCCGACGGCUACCCCUACGCCAAGUUCGUCUCGGAGCACGGGGUGCAGUCCUUCCCCUCCGUGGCCUCGUACAAGCAGGUCAUCAACCCCGGGGACAUGUGGUUAGGGUCCCCUGCCCUGGCGUUCCGCCAGAGGCACGAAGGCGGGGACGAACAGAUUUCGCGGCAGAUGCGAAGGCACUUCGAUUUCCGCCUCUCCCGCGAGGAGGAACGCCUUCUCGGGAAGGAAGGGGGCGCCGCGGGCGAGGAGGCCCUCAGGGGGUACCUCCUGCUGUCGCAGGUGACGGGCAACACGAACCCGAAGACGACCUGUUUGAGCUUUUCUUGCUACUCCCCUCACAACCAAACCAAGCCAAUUUGUGGAGCUGUCAUCCAUCCGUGA
Messenger RNA from Ectocarpus siliculosus, 2772 nucleotides. The record is from the annotation of a GenBank genome assembly. NCBI's taxonomy places the organism in Eukaryota, Phaeophyceae, Ectocarpales, Ectocarpaceae.